Blepharisma stoltei is the source of this 762-nucleotide messenger RNA. NCBI's taxonomy places the organism in Eukaryota, Ciliophora, Heterotrichea, Heterotrichida, Blepharismidae. The record is from the annotation of a GenBank genome assembly.
AUGCUACUGCAAAAGACCCUAUUUUUCGCUUUAAUUAUCUUAUUCCUCUCCGUGAGCGAACAAAACAAUUUUAUUCGCUCAAGGAAGGGUGAUUAAUUUUUUAAAAAUUAUAUAUAGUAAUUUUUCGAAAUUUAAAAAAUCCAGAUUCGCAAAAAUUGGAAAGCAAAUAUUUAUUUAAUUUGUAAAUUUUAUAUCUUAGAAUACAAGCUGUUUAAAAUUAAGCACGAUUAGCUAGAGAUUUCAUAUAAAUAAUUAUUACUUAUAUGUAAAUUUGUUUCAUAAAAAAUUUUGGUUCGUUCGCUGAGGGUGGGGCUCUUAGGUAUUUUUCCAAUGAUUUUGCUCGCUUAUGGAGGGGGUUAGUUAGUAAUUACAGAUUUCAGCUUAGAAGAGCUAAAAGAAAACUCCUGUUACUCCCUUACAAUGUGACUUCAAAAACAAAAAUUUGAUGAAUUAGAAAGAGCUAUAGCAAUAAAGCCUAAUUUAGAUGCGGUAGAUUUAAGAAAUAAAUUGAUAGAAAGAGCUUAUAAUCACUGUAUACAAUGAAUUUCAGAUGAAGAAGCAAUAGAAAUUUCACAUACAAGUCUAUCAAAGCAGGCUAGGUUUGGUCAAUUGGUGCCUGUGCUGAUAGAGGGGCUUAAUAGUUCUAAAGAUAUAGAAAUUGAUUUUAAAUACACAAAAAAGAGAAGAGAACUCAGAUAUAGGGUGGAAACUGGGGGCCCAAGAAAGAAGUUUUCAAGACGAGGGAAAAUUGACGAUUUAUAA